Messenger RNA from Salmo salar (Atlantic salmon), 2317 nucleotides. Its product is annotated as guanine nucleotide-binding protein G(I)/G(S)/G(T) subunit beta-3. Lineage: Eukaryota; Metazoa; Chordata; Actinopteri; Salmoniformes; Salmonidae. Gene Ontology annotation, biological process: signal transduction. Gene Ontology annotation, molecular function: protein binding. The record is from RefSeq and is a predicted model, not a curated record.
UCUAUUUCUACCUUCGGGCUUAUCCCUUCAUCCCUGAUCUCCUUCAUCCCUCCAAUCCUCAUCUGUUCCUCACAGGAGGAAGGGAGAGAGAGUUUUCACAGGUUGCCUGCAACCAGUCUGUGGGUGAAAGCGUAAGAGGAACGAGAGAGAGAUAAGGGUAGCAGGGCUGACUUGAGUAUUGUGGAACAUAAAAAGCUGCUCCGAAGGGCUACUGAGGCGGAAAAGCCCCAAAAGAAGAAGGAUCACAUUUGUGUGGAAAAGUCUGCUAGUUUCUUUCUCCGGCCGUAACAGCCCCUAUCAACUGUUGCCAUGGGUGAAAUGGACACGUUGAAAAAGGAGGCCGAUGGCCUGAAGACCCAGAUUGAAGCUGCCCGCAAGGCGGUCAAUGACACCACCAUGUCUGCUGUAGCAUCUGGUGUGGCGGCUGCACCCCGUGUCCAGCUGAAGAACAGAAAGACACUGAAGGGCCACUUGGCCAAAAUCUACGGCUUGCACUGGUCUGCUGAUAACAGGCACAUGGUCAGCGCCUCACAAGAUGGCAAGCUUCUUAUUUGGGACACCUACACUGGCAACAAGGUAUAUGCGGUCCCCCUCAAGUCUUCCUGGGUGAUGAGUUGCUCCAUGGCCCCUUCUGGGAAUCUGGUGGCCAGUGGAGGUCUGGAUAACAUGUGCACCAUCGUCAACAUCAAGGCUGCCAGCCCAAAGACCCUAAGGGAGCUGGACGCACAUGAAGGCUACCUUUCCCAUAGCCGCUUCCUGAACGAUAGCGAGAUCCUCACUGCAUCCGGUGACACCACUUGUUGCCUGUGGGAUCUGGAGACUGGCAAGCAGAAGGUGGUCUACAAGAGCCAUGUGGGUGACUGUAUGUGCCUGGCCAUGUCACCAGACCAGAACACUUUCAUCUCAGGGGCCUGUGACUCCAGCGCCAAGCUGUGGGACAUAAGAGAUGGUGGCUGCAAGCAGACCUUCAUCGGCCACACGAGUGACAUUAACGCCAUUGCGUUCUUCCCUAGUGGCACUGCAGUUAUCACGGGAUCCGAUGACUGCACCCUCAAGAUGUACGACCUCCGUGCCGACCAGGAGGUCAAUGGCUACCAGGACGCUGCGUUGAAUGCAGGCGUCACGUCAGUCUCCCUCUCCAGCUCUGGACGCCUCAUCUUCGCCGGCUACGACAACUUCAACUGCAACAUCUGGGAUUCCCUGAAGGCCGAGAAAGUCGGUGUUCUAUCUGGCCAUGACAACAGAGUGAGCUGCAUUGGGGUGCCAGAUGAUGGCUUGGGUAUCUGCACAGGAUCCUGGGAUAGCUUCCUGAAGAUCUGGAACUGAGCUGGUGCUCCAGAGACGACAUUAGGAGAGGGAGAGGGGGGAUGGAUGGAACUAGAGGAGGAGAGGAGAAGGGGGGAAUCACAAGCCUGAGAAAUAAGGAUGCUCAUUUUGGGAUUGGGGAGAUACCAGGAGGAGGAUGUUUGCCGUACCAUUUCACGUCAUUUGUAACCGCUAGAUCUUCCCUUCUCUUGCUCCCUCUUUCUCAGCUAUGUAUGCAAAUGUGGGAGGUGGUGAAUGGGACUUCAUAGAACAUGCUGCAUAAAUGGCAUCGACAACAGCACAAGAUGCAGUCACGCUACAUGUACACGAGAGUUUUGAAGUUAUUGUUGACACUAUCAAUAUCUAGACAAUGACAAACACCAAAAAAUAGGAUAUUUGAAGUCAUUAUUUGAAAUAACAAAUGAAUUAAAAAAAAUAUGCUCUACUUGUGUCUAAGGUGAGGGAGUGACAAUUACACGUAUAGAUUUUUGACAAUAAAAACAUGUGAGAUAAAUGCAGAAAUAUAAUGCACAUCAAUAACGAUUUAGUAUUACGGAUACAUUUUUAUUGUUUUGAGAUCUUUGAUUAAUAAAGCCUGCAGAUAUUAACUGAAAGUUGAUAUGUACAUUUAUUUACAUUUACAAUUUUAUUAUAGAGUGCAUAGUUGAUGUACAGUGCUGUUUGUUCAUACAUACCCGAUGUAUGUGUCCCACAGGAAUAUGACUACCGCCAUUUUGGACCUAUGAUGAUACAUGCUAACCAGCAGCACCCUUUGACUCUGCCCCAAAAUGGCUGCAAUCACCUAUCACCAGGCAAAUCCAUGAUGUAAAAACAAAAUGCAACGCCUGUAUUAUACUUCAGGGAAAAGCGUUGUUGAGGUGUUACAUAUCAGAUAUCAAUACAUUCCCUCCCAACUGCGUUUUGUUAGCACAUUUACACAUCUGCAGUAUCUCUGUAAAAAAUGGAAUGCUUGUUGAAAAACCUUUCUAAUAAACAUUGACUUCUGCAUUAA